Molecule: messenger RNA, 312 nt
Organism: Parnassius mnemosyne (clouded apollo)
Lineage: Eukaryota; Metazoa; Arthropoda; Insecta; Lepidoptera; Papilionidae
Source: the annotation of a GenBank genome assembly
AUGAAGAAUGGAGAUAAAUUCGUCACGCCGGGAAAACACAGGCAAGGCCAAACUAAGAAACAGAUAGAUGAUUUCGAUCUUUGUGUCAUUCGUCAAAAAGUUAUUUUUUUCUAUAAAGUACAGAAAAAAGUACCUACAUUAAGAAAACUAUUGGCCGUGAUAAGGGAAGAAAAUUUUGUUCGCAGCGAUGAAUUUUUAAGACAAAUUUUAAAUUCUACUGGCUUUAAAUUUAAAAAAUGCCCAACAAACAGACAGGCUCUCAUAGAAAAACCAGUUAUUGCUUCAAAGCGUACAUACAUCUGCAAAAGUUGA